CACACUUUCUCUCGCUCUUUUCCUUUUCUCUUCUGUCUCUGGCCGCCUUUCGGGAGCAUUUCCUUCGCCCGCGGACCCAGCCACUGGGCCGAGCCCGGUGUGUUAUGGCAGUGAAGAAGUGAGAUUUACAAGAUUCAUGGCAGACAAAAGACAGCGGGCAAGAGUGCAGGGUGCAUGGGCAGGCCCCAGUAAGACCACAGCAAGCUCACUUCAAGUUAGUAGACAUUCCUCAGAAAAUGUUGCUGGAGCGCACUGGCCACUGAAAGAACAGACUUCAGCUGAUAGAAGAUUUGUCUUUGAAAAUCCAACAGAGGUUCAGCGUAGAAUUCCAGAAGAAAGGAUCAUCGACAAAGAAGGUUUUUAUGAAAUCAGUAAUGGUCCAACAGGAGUUUCCAGAUUACAUCUGAAACCUGGUUUUGUUCACUCAAAGGAAGCUGAUUGGAUGUUUGAACAGCUGUAUAUGGAAAUACCCUGGCAGCAAAAAUCUAACAUCAGAGAGGAUAGAUCAUAUCAAGAGCCACGACUCACAGCCUGGUAUGGGGACCUCCCUUAUACAUACUCCCGCACAGCUAUGAAAGCAAACCCACAUUGGCACCCUUUGCUGACUAUGCUAAAGGAUCACAUUGCGCAAAUAACUGGAUACACCUUUAAUUCUCUUCUUUGCAAUCUGUAUCGAAAUGGCAAAGACAGCAUUGAUUGGCACAGUGAUGAUGAACCAUCGCUGGGACAGAAACCUAUUAUUGCAUCACUCAGCUUUGGGGAAACCAGGAACUUUGAUAUGAGGAAAAAACCGCCUCCAGAAGAGAAAGGAGAUUAUACAUAUGCAGAAAGAAUUCGAAUUCCACUGAACCAUGGGUGUUUGUUGGUAAUGGAAGGGGAAACUCAGAAGGAUUGGCAGCAUCGAGUGCCAAAAGAAUACCAUGACAGAAAUCCACGAAUAAACCUGACAUUUCGAACAAUUUAUCCUGAGGCACGAUGGAAUUGAAGAUAAUGUUACGAGACGAAAUGCACACAAAGCAUGACAGUGUGAAAACAAGUGAAAGAACAAGAGACCCAACUGGGCUUUUAGUUUUUGUUUGAAAGUCGGAUUUUUGGGCAAUACAGUAAAAUAAAAAUCUUUAAGAGGU
Carcharodon carcharias (great white shark) is the source of this 1127-nucleotide messenger RNA. It is a transcript of the gene alkbh3, whose product is annotated as alkB homolog 3, alpha-ketoglutarate dependent dioxygenase. Gene Ontology annotation, biological process: DNA alkylation repair; DNA repair. Lineage: Eukaryota; Metazoa; Chordata; Chondrichthyes; Lamniformes; Lamnidae. Gene Ontology annotation, molecular function: dioxygenase activity. Bases 137 to 985 code for a protein of 282 amino acids. The record is from RefSeq and is a predicted model, not a curated record. Gene Ontology annotation, cellular component: nucleus. The transcript is spliced from 10 exons.